GACAUAAUUUGGUGUACAUUUUAUACGUACGAUAUUGUUUUCAGAUGGACAAGGAUAUCUUGGAGAGCGUCCUGAAGAGGAACUGGAGAGAGGUUAGCUUGGAGAAGAUUGUGAGCGUAGAAAGUUCUCCAGCCGUUGGAAAACAUUUGAACUUUUUGUCAAAUGUCGACAGGCUCAACAUCAAAGCAAUCCUUGGCAAUGGCAGAAUUGCAAAGAAGAGCCUCAUUAUCAAAUUAUGCACAGUCACCGGCGAAUUUCAAUCAAAAUUCAAUGGAAAAUACGACACCUUCAAAACAGAAACCAUGAUGUACGACACACUAACAAAAAUCGAAUACCUUAUGGAAGAAUUUGAAGAUACCGAAGAUAUACUUUGGUGCAAAAUGGUCCACCAUAUCCCCUACAGCUGUAUCGUACUGGAGGAUUUAAAGGCCAGAGGGUUCCGUAUGGCUGAAAGAACACAAUUUUACGACUUGGAUCACGCUUUGUUAGCAGUCCAUUCCCUGGGGAGGUAUCAUGGGAUGUUUAAGACACUUGAGACGAGGGGAUUAUCUCCGCAAGGAUUAAAAACUUGGUACCUCUUCGACAGCGAAGAAAUGCAUGCAUAUUUUUAUUAUGACCUGGUAGGUCUGGUAGAAGCUGUUAAACGAUUGUGGAAUCCAAGCUGGACACCAAUUGUAGAAAAAAUAAAAAUUACCAAAACAGAACUCCACGAAAGGUUAAAAACAUUUAAAGAGUUAGACCAGACCAAAUUUAAUGUUACAAACCAUGGUGACUGCCAUAAAAACAACAUUCUUAUCAAAUACGAUUGGGAUAAAAAGCCGAUUGCUAUGAGAUUUGUGGACUUUCAACUAGUGCAUUACGGAUCGCCUUGCACUGACUUGACUUACAUGUUGUACCUGGCCGUUGAUCCAUGCGUUAGACGAGACAACUUCGAUCUCAUAUUAAAGACGUACCACAACUCUCUGGUAAACACCUUGGACAAGUAUAACUUCCAGGGAAACAAACCCGACAUGGAGGAAAUCAGGAACGGAAUGGAAAAGUAUUCUUUCAUGGGGUUAAUACUCUCUCUCACCUGGCAUCCUAAUUUGUUACAAUCGGAGAAGAGGGAAGAACUACGCGAUUACAAGAAGAUAGCAGCCACCGAAGGAAUGGAAGGACAUGCCGACGAAGGAUUCCUGCCUCAAGUUCUUGAGAGAAGUUUAGGACCUGAUAUAAUUGCUUUUGUGGAUAAGUUUUACUCUGAGAGUUAAUAAAUGAUUUAUUACA
Molecule: messenger RNA, 1266 nt
Organism: Nezara viridula (southern green stink bug)
Lineage: Eukaryota; Metazoa; Arthropoda; Insecta; Hemiptera; Pentatomidae
Source: the annotation of a GenBank genome assembly